AUGUCUCUGUCCACAGAGCAGUUCCAGGUUUUGGGCCCUCGACACCCCAUCGUGGCAGUGCGGGGUGAGGAUGCCAUAUUGCCCUGCGCCCUAGUCCCAGCCAUGAAUGCAGAGAACAUGGAACUGAGGUGGUUCCGCUCCACAUUCUCACAGGCAGUGUUCAUCUACUGGAACCAACGGGAACAGACUGAAGAGCAGAUGGCUGAGUACAGAGGGCGAACCUCACUAGUGAGGGACUUCCUUUCUGAAGGGCAGGCUUCCAUUCGUAUCCACAAAGUCCAGGUUUCUGACAAUGGAAUGUACACCUGCUUCUUCAGACAUGGAGGCUUCUCUGAAGAGGCUGAUUUGGAACUGAAGGUGGCAGGGAUGGGCUCUGACCCUCAAGUACACAUAGAAGGGCCAGAAGAGGAUGGAGUGUGCGUGGUGUGCAAAGCCUCAGGAUGGUUCCCAAAGCCCCAGGUGCAGUGGAGAGACCUCAGUGGAAACAAGUUCCCAGCGCUUUCUGAGGCCCACACCCAAGACACUGAGGAGCUGUUUAGUGUGGAGGCCACUCUGGUGGUGAGAGACAGUUCUGUGGGGAAUGUGACCUGCUCUGUCYUCAACCCUGUCCUGGGCCAGAAGAAGGCCAUGGCUAUUUACAUCCCAGAGCCCUUCUUCCCUCAGGCUUCUCCCUGGAAGCCAGCAUUUGCUGUGAUCCUGACCAUGCUGGGGCUCCUACUCUUGGGGGCUAGCUAUUUAAGCACCAAAGAACAUUCCAGAAGGAUGCAGGUGAGGCAGGAAAAGGAGCAUCUGCGGCGGCUUAAGGAGGAGGAACAGCAGGCAAAGGAAGAGACACUGAAGGCCAUUGCCUGGAGGAAGGCCCACCUGUAUGCAGAUUGGCGGAAGGAACGGUUCCAAGCCUGGCCUGUCACUCUGGAUCCAGACUCUGCUCACCACAGGCUUUCUGUCUCUCAUGAAAAAAUGCGUCUGUUCUGGAAGGACCCCGAUGUGUACCAUGUCAAAAAAUGCAGUGUGUUGGGUCUUGAGGGCAUCACAUCAGGAAGAUGGUACUGGGAAGUGGAGAUAGAGAAUGAAUUACACAGCAAGUGGACUCUGGGUAUCUGUAGGAAAGAUAUGAAAGGAGAGUCUGUUGUUAUUAAUAACCAGCCCCUUUCAGCCAUCUGA
Urocitellus parryii (Arctic ground squirrel) is the source of this 1164-nucleotide messenger RNA. Lineage: Eukaryota; Metazoa; Chordata; Mammalia; Rodentia; Sciuridae. The record is from RefSeq and is a predicted model, not a curated record.